This is a messenger RNA of Pollicipes pollicipes, 3155 nucleotides long. Its product is annotated as ubiquitin-protein ligase E3C. Gene Ontology annotation, molecular function: ubiquitin protein ligase activity. The coding region runs from base 159 to 2741 and encodes 860 amino acids. The record is from RefSeq and is a predicted model, not a curated record. Lineage: Eukaryota; Metazoa; Arthropoda; Thecostraca; Pollicipedomorpha; Pollicipedidae. The transcript is spliced from 3 exons. Gene Ontology annotation, biological process: ubiquitin-dependent protein catabolic process; protein polyubiquitination.
CUGUAAGAGGAACGUGGCUGCGGGGAGGCGUGUGCCGUAAUAGUUUGUGCAAUACUCAGCAGGCGUCCGUAGGCUGUUUUAAGCCAUUUAAGUUUACUUUCUUCGUUUGGCUGACGCGAGGAACGUCAGAAGGCGACGUGUGCCCGGCGGCGGACGCCAUGUACAGCUUCGAGGGUGAGUUUCGACGGCGGCCGCAAGUACGGCUGGGCGGCAGCAGCGGCACCGAGCGGCGCGAGGAGGCCAUCCAGCGGGCGCAGCAGGCAGCCGCCGUGCUGCAGCUGCUGGAGCGGCCGCUGCAGCUGGCCGGCCAGCCAGGCCCGCUCUCGGACCUCGUGCUGACCGCCUUCGCCACCUGCUUCCUGCAGCCACGCUUCUCAUCGCAGGUCCGCCACUGGCUGCUGCCGGCGCUGGCCGCCGGCGGCCGGUUUCCCCUGGCACGCUGCCUGUCCGUGGUGGCGCAGCGGCGCGCGCGCCUACCGCCGUCCACCUGGCUGCUGUUCUCGCUGCUGACGCUCGGCAGGGAUGUGCUAGACGCGCAGCCGGCCGACGUGCGCCUGCUAUACCUGGAGCUGCUGGACUGGGCGUCGGCUCACCUGCGGCCGCGCGAGGCGACCCCGGACGCCGACGACGACUCGGGCGACGAGAUGGAGGCUGAGGAGACGGCUGAGGAGCGUCAGGAGAACGUCACGCUGCGGGAGGCAUUGGACGCGCUCGACCAGCCUGAGCACGUGCGGGCCCUCUGCCGGCUGGUGGACGACGCCGGGCCCGAGUCGGGCGCCGUGCGCGCGCUCUGCGGUAUCUGCUACCACCUGAUCAGCCGCGAGCGACUCGCCAUGCACAAGUACCGGCUGCUGUACACGCUGGCCUUCUCCAAGCGCUUCCUGCGGCGCCUCUGGGCGGCCGUGGAGCGUUGCUCGCAAGCGUCGCUCUUCGGCGACGACCGGUCGCUGCUGCAGACGCUGGCGCGCGGCGUCGAGCCGCUGGCCGGCGACCGCGACCGGCUGGUGCCGCCGCUGGCCGCCUUCUGCGCACUGUUCGCGCACAUGCUGGUGACGUUGCACGACGCCGAGCUGGUGGGCGACGAGCCGCUCUUCCCGGUGGCGCAGCUGGUGGCCAUGUCGGCCACGCUGCGUGACGUCUACCUGGGCCUAGUGCAACUGGCCUACCCGGACCUGCAGCCAACCGUGUCGCCCGCCUACCGCUCGGCGCUGCAGAGCGUGGGCGUGUCGCCGGCGCGGCCGGCCGCCGACGACGCGGCGGCGCAGUGGACCGGCCUGCUGCGCAGCGUCAACGCGCUGCUCUGGCAGCUGCAGUCGCGUGACUCGCGACUCGGCUUCUGCCCGGCCGGCCACUGGUCGGCGCGCACGCAGCCGCUCACCGCCGAGCGCAUCCCUGAGGUGGUGGCGCUCUUCAAGGCCGACCUGCAGGCGUUCCAGCCGUUCGCCGGGCCGAUCCGCUACUCGCGCGAUGAGCUGGAGGCUGGCAUCCCCGUGCUCAGCUCGCGUGACGUGCGCAUGAUGUUGCUGCUGCGCCAACUGCCGUUCGUCUUCAGCUUCCCGCAGCGCGUGCAGCUGUUUCAGGAGCUGAUCCGGCAGGACAAGCAGAACAGCCAGUCCGACCUGGACCACUUCAUGUCCAACGCCGGCACCAGCAUCAGCGUCAACAUCCGCAGAAACUACAUCUACGAGGACGCGUUCGAGAAGCUUUCGCCCGACAACGAGCCGUCGCUGAAGCCGCGCAUGCGCGUCAAGAUGGUGAACGCCAAGGGUCUGGACGAGGCGGGCAUUGACGGUGGCGGCAUCUUCCGCGAAUUUCUUUCAGAGCUGCUCAAGACGGCGUUCGAUCCUAAUCGGGGAUUCUUCCGCAUCACCAACAACAACCAGCUGUACCCGAGCCCGCAGGUGCACCUGCUGGUGGAGCGGCCGGCCGACCACUACUUCUUCAUCGGCCGCGUGCUGGGCAAGGCCAUCUAUGAGCAGAUGCUGGUGGAGCUGCCGCUGGCUGCGUUCUUCCUCACCAAGCUGUUGGGUCGCCAGUCGGACAGCGUCGACAUUCACUACUUGGACUCUCUCGAUCCGGUGAUGUACAAGAACCUGCUGUACCUGAGCAGCUACGAGGGCGACGUGACCGAGCUGGGGCUCGACUUCACGGUGAACGUGGCUGAGCUGGGCGAGAGCCGUGUCGAGGAGCUGAAGCCGGGCGGCGCCGGCAUCGCCGUCACCUCGGCCAACCACAUCGAGUACGUGCACCUGGUGGCUGACUUCAAGUUGAACCGGCAGAUCCAGCGGCAGUGCGCCGCGCUGCGGCUCGGCCUGGCCGACGUCAUUCCGAUCGAGUGGCUGCGCCUGUUCGACCACCGCGAGCUGCAGACGCUCAUCUCGGGCGCGCCCAUCCCGGUGGACGUGGCCGACCUGCGCGCGCACACCAAGUACUCGGGCGGCUACGCCGACGACCACCCGGUGGUGGAGAUGUUCUGGCGCGUGGCUGCCGAGCUCUCCGACCGCCAGAAGACGCAGCUGCUCAAGUUCGUCACGUCGUGUUCGCGGCCGCCGCUGCUUGGCUUCCGCGAACUGUACCCGCCGUUCUGCAUCCACUCGGCGGGCGCCGACGACGCCGACCGCCUGCCGUCGGCCAGCACCUGCAUGAACCUGCUGAAGCUGCCGGAGUACGAGGACGCCGACACGCUGCGCGGCAAACUCUGUUACGCUAUCGAAUCGGAGGCGGGCUUUGAGCUGAGCUAGGAGGGCCGUGGGCUGGGUGCAGCUGUGAUCGCGAUCACCGUCCCGUACCGGGGCGGCGAGAUUUAGAAACGUGCGGGUUCUGCCUGAGAUUGUGCCACUGCGUGGUGGGUAGGCUCUGCUCCGCCUGCAUGAGCGCCGGCGGCCCCUGUCGGGCACUGGCCGCCUGUCGGACAGCUGUGGCAGCAUCACGACAGCUGUGCCAGACGCCGGCGGGGGCGGGCAGCUGUGACGGCCGCCAGUGUUGGACAUCGUCGGCAGGCGCCUCAACAGCCGGCAGCAGUGUCGGGCGCUGCCACCCAUACGACGGCCUCCCAAUGACAUUAUGUUGUGAAAUUUUCACGAUGUGUUGGUCCGACGGCUUGUAACAGUCAUUUACUAGCCAGUUAUAUUUAUCGUAAUACAGACACAAACCGA